AUGAACUCUGGUGCAGUAAAGCGUGCGACAGUUCGUGCUUGGACGCUGACUGAUAGCUACAGCUUCAUCGCGACUUUCCUACGUCGUCACCACAACACCAAUGCUGAGCACCAACAACAUCAACCUCAACUUCAGGGGCAAUCUCAGCUCCAGCAGCUCCAGCAGCCGCCCCCGCAGUACAGCCAACGACGACAGCAGCAUGAUGGAGCCUACGGCAGCUCCAGCCGUCACUUUCACGACUACUUCGUAACCCACCUCCCCUCCUCCUCUCUACACCCGGACUCCCGCGCUUCUCGAGGGCCUCACCACAAACUACCCCGGUCAGCUUCGACACCGCACACUGCCAGUAACGCACGGGGCCCAUCCCCGGCCACCGUGCAGCCACCCAUCGGUAUCUCGCGCGAAACAACCGUCGUCCGCAUCCCGCUGCGCAGCGCAAAACACCAUUUCGGCGUCAACGUUGCGCGGGGAACACGGCCCACGAACGAAGAUACAUACCAAGCCGGAGUGAUUGAUAUACCAGCCUUUGCGCGACGGGCUCCACGGUCGUUGACGAUUGGCGCACGGUCUGCUGCGGCUGCGGCAGCUAGAGGGGCGACUGUUACCGGUGGAGGAGCGGGUAAAGAGAAGGGAGAAGUGGACGACCAGAAUCAAGCGGCGGAGAGUGCGAGUGGGGACCCGCAGGUGUUUUACUUUGGGGUGUUUGACGGACAUGGUGGGAGUGAGUGUAGUGAGUUUCUGAGGGAUUAUUUGCAUGAGUAUGUGCAGGAUGCGGCUGUGGCGUUUGAGAUGCAAUCGAGUUUGAAGCGAGAGGUUGAGACUGGGAAGAGAGUGCCGGAGAGGGGCCUUAAUAGCUCUGGUGGAAGGAUCAAGGGGGAAACGGAGGAUCGUGGUAGGGGUUCAAUACACAGCGCCAAGGAGAGAGAGUCAUUACAUCUCCAAGGUGACCUGCCGAUUAUCCAGCGGGCUAAUAGGCAGAAAAUCGACGAGCUGGAAAAAGAAUUGGUGCUCAACUGGAGACAUCUAGUAGGGGGCUACUACCGGCGAUUCCGCCCAUCGCAUUUCUACAAUGCAUCCCCACAUGGCGGCGCUACGAUCGAAGAACUACUUGAAUACGCCUUUCUAAAGGCAGAUUUCGACUUCGUUUCCACCCAAGCCGCCAAGAAAGAUGACAACGACCUCGUCCACGCCGAAAAACCCCUUAACGAAGCCGACAUCCUGCACAGCCCGAGCCGGUCUCGGCACCCUGUCAUUGGUGGACCCCAUCGCUUCAAAGGCGGCAGCACAGCCAGUAUCGCCAUGAUUUCCACCCCUAGUCCAAUGCCAUUCUGGCAUCCGUCGACCCCUUCCUCGCUCAUCGUUUCCCACGUCGGCGACACCCGUAUCCUCCUCUGCUCCACCGCAACCGGCCUCGCCAUCCCGCUCACGACAGACCACCACCCAUCCGCUCCGAUCGAAGGUAGGCGACUACGCCGUUACGCAGCAACGUUCGUCACGGACUCUUUCGGCCAGGAGCGCAUGAGCGGGCUUGCCAACACGCGCGCGUUCGGAGACAUGCAAUCCAAGCGCAUUGGGGUCUCUGCGGAACCGGAGCUGCGGCGCGUGGAGAUGGGCCCAGCCGAGUAUUCAUUCUUGGUGCUGAUGACGGACGGGGUGAGCGGGGCGAUGUCUGAUCAAGAGGUGGUGGAUGUGAUCAAGGAGGCGCGGACGCCCGACGAGGGGGCCAGGGAUGUUGUCGGGUUUGCGACGGAGGUGGGAGUUGAUGGAGACAAUGCGACUUGUCUUGUUAUUAGGCUUGGUGGUUGGGAGAGGAGGCUUGAAGGGGGAUUGGGGAGUAUGGGAACGAAAGAGGCGAGGGUGUGGAGGAGGCAGGAGGCGACGGAUCCGAGGCAGCGGCGGAGAUAA
Molecule: messenger RNA, 1905 nt
Organism: Histoplasma mississippiense
Lineage: Eukaryota; Fungi; Ascomycota; Eurotiomycetes; Onygenales; Ajellomycetaceae
Exons: 3
Coding region: 1-1905 (634 amino acids)
Biological process (GO): protein dephosphorylation
Molecular function (GO): protein serine/threonine phosphatase activity; cation binding
Source: RefSeq, a predicted model, not a curated record